AUGAUGAUAAUAUGGAGCUUGUGUUUAAUCUCUGAUCUUUCUAACUCAAUACUUGUUAUUGCUUCUCCUUCUAAACACUUGUGUCUUCCAGACCAGAGGGAUGCUCUUUGGGAGUUCAAGAACGAGUUCUAUGUUGAUUCCGAUUGGAGGCCUUGGGCUAAGACGACAGAGAAGUGGAUGAACAACACUGAUUGCUGUUCUUGGGAUGGUGUCUCUUGUAAUCCUUGA
This is a messenger RNA of Arabis nemorensis, 228 nucleotides long. The record is from the annotation of a GenBank genome assembly. Lineage: Eukaryota; Viridiplantae; Streptophyta; Magnoliopsida; Brassicales; Brassicaceae.